AUGUCGCUGGUGGAAAUUGCAUCGGACUCCGCUAUGAGGGAAGAAAGAAUCCAAAAUAUUUAUAAGUUUUGUACGCCGCAACUGAUAGACUUCUGGAUAUGCAUGAACCAAACAAUACAAGAGGUGGUGUCAGGAUCUGGAUGGUGGGGCCGUGCGUGCUGUUCCUUAGGCCAUUCGCCCUCGUGCCGUCGCGCCUGCGCCACAGUUUCUGAUGCCAGAUCUCUGUCCACUGCCUGUCGGCGCUCAGAUGAAAUUGCGUUUUUCGAUUGCGUACAGAAGCAACAAGAGGCUCAGUGGUGUUGUUCUCAAACCCAAUCACUAAGCUGUCAUGAAGAUUGCUCUCGCGCUUUAUGGCGUGUGGGUCAGACACGGGCCAACGUUUCGGACCGUGACCGCGCUGUUCAAGCUUGUGAUCAAUCGCCACCACUGUUACGAUGCCUCUCAGAAUUAACAGCAUCAACUGUACAUACUGAUACCUCUAAGUAUCUGCCAUGCUGCCACGAGUCUCCAAGUACAGAAUGCAGAAGUACUUGCGAAUCCGUGCUUCGAAGGACCGGUGAGUCCCAGGAAAUAGCCGAGGCCCUUUCACAAGAAUGUGGGGCACCCGCCAUUCAUGACAACAUGUGGCAAUGCUUCCUAAGAAAGGACGCUCCUCCAGACACCAAAGAUGUUAUUCCACAUGAUGUUGCCAAGUUGCAUUGCUGUCAAAAAGGAGCAACAAUAAAUUGCAGAAGACUGUGCUUCAAUACAUUCAACUCGGGAUGGCAAAACAAUUGGCAGAAAUUUUAUACGGAAUGUUUGGGUGACCCUCAAGAGACAGAAUUGGCUGAGUGUAUCGAAGAAGUUGAAGCCCCAUGCUCGCUGGGUUGUGCGGGUCUGACAUACUGCAGUCAGCUGAACAACCGACCAGCUACUUUGUUUCGGUCUUGUUCCGCUCAGGCAGACCUUGAUGCGCACUUGGCUGUGGCUGAACAGAAGGGAUCUGGGUAUGUAACAGUAGCAGGAAGCGUCGCCUGCGCACUGCACGUUAAACCGUGUACAGCCAAGGGUCAUAGCAGCCUCCUAUGUAUGGACGACUGUCUGAAGUUAGUCUCGUCGUGUGUUGAAUGGUCUCGCGCGCCCUUGUCUGCGCCCGCCCUUUGCGCGAGACUCGCUCCAAGACACGAGAACGCACCUUGUGUUUCUCUCACGGACUUCAUGGCGCCCAGUCAAGAACCUCCCUUACUAUCAGCGGGUGAAGCAGUGCGGUCUCCGUGCGCAGGCGCACCGUGUAAUUCCUCACAAGUGUGUGCGCUCAACAGAAGUUGUGUCUCGAGCGACUCCUGCGCACGAUACACCUGUGUUGAAGGAUGUCCUUUAGGUGACGGUAGCCCGUACGUAGUGCCAAUAGGGUCGUGGGUUCGAGUCCCGAUGCCGUGCGCAGCUCAGAAAGUAUGCAUCAAAGUCUGCCGAUGCUCCAGCCGAGGUCUCACCAACUGCCAACCGCUACCCAGCGUAGCUUUGGAUAAUUGCCGGCUACACGAUAAAAUUGUUAAACAUGGUGAGAAAUACUACAUGGAGUGCAAUCCGUGUCGCUGCGCUUGCGGCGAGCGUGUGUGCGGCCGCCGCGCCUGUGGACGAGCGGCCCUACUCACGGGUCUGCCUUGCAAUUGUCCGCCGCAUCAUUUGCCCGUCACUACCCCUGGACGGCUCUAUCCCAACGCUUGUCUUGCGAAAUGCGCAGGCGCAACGGACGGUGAGAUAGAGUUCAGUGCGCGUGCGCCGUGCGCCAACGCGGCCUGUCCACGAAGACACGUGUGCCUGCCCGCUACUUCUGUUUGUCUAUCACGAUUGCAACUCGAUUGUCCUCAAUAUACUUGUGUGAACAUAACCCAUUGCCAUAGUCAGCCAUCAUCUCCCGUGUGUGACACAGACGGACAUACACACACGAAUCCGUGUCAUCUUGUCAUGAGUGGGAGGAAACUGGCCUAUUGGGGACAUUGUCUGCAAGGAUGCUCCGCGAGUGGCACAGUGUGUGGGGUCAACGGAGUCACAUACUCAUCAGAAUGUGCGGCUUGGGCUGAAUAUGUGAGCGUAGACUACUUCGGCCCUUGCUUCGCGGUCGGACCCAUCUCCGAUGCAAUGGAACCCAAAUGUCAAUUGGACAGAAUCCUUUGCCCGCCAUUAAAAACACAGUCCUGCCUCGGCUUCACGGCCCCCGGGGCUUGCUGCCCAAAAUGCGGUGGCGCCCUCCGAAUACUAUAUUCAAAGAAACAGAUCGACAGGGCGCUCUACGGCACGAACAUCUCUGCCUCGGUCAUUAAUCUGAAAAAUGUCCUCUCGUCCUUGGAGCGACACGUCAAAGUUUCAGAAUGCGCGUUAAGAGGGUACUUGACUAUCGAGAUGGAAAUAUUUGUGACGGUAGAAUCGAUUUUGAGACACCCGACGGAUUUGCAGUUGAAGGUUUGCGUUUUGGAAGCUGAGAAAAUCGCCGAUCUCAUUAACCGGGACAGUGCGUUGAUAACGAGUGAUUUAGGGUUAAGUGCAUUAUCGUAUGCUUUAACUGUUCACACUGUUCCCACUCAAGGAGUUGGAACAUUAUCCAUGUCUCUUGUUACCUUAGCGUUUUCGUUUAUAAGUGUUGUAUUGAGAUAA
Messenger RNA from Pieris macdunnoughi, 2634 nucleotides. NCBI's taxonomy places the organism in Eukaryota, Metazoa, Arthropoda, Insecta, Lepidoptera, Pieridae. The record is from the annotation of a GenBank genome assembly.